AUGACCAAGCUCCAGACUGGCGUCUCCUACUCCAAGUACAUGAGCCUCUACACAGCGGCAUACAACUGCUACACGUCCUCGCGCGUGCAUAGUACCACUACUGAUUCUGUUGGGCAGGGCAGCCGACGAUCUGACUCCUCAGCAGCAGGGGCUAAUCUAAUGGGCUCGGAUUUGUACAACAACCUCAUACGAUAUUUAUCGCCCAUCUCAAGCUCCUCAAGGAUCAAUCCGAUAGCCUCCAAGAUGAAGCUCUCCUAUGGUACAACGCCAGUGAAUGGGACAGAUACACUACAGCGAGAACGGGACGAAGGUCGGAAAGGCGUAUAUCCUGUAUACACGCUCGCGCUCGUGCAGUGGAAAUCGAAUUUCUUCCUCCACGUCCAGAGCAAACACACAAAGCUCGCUGGUGCCAUCCUCAGAUUGAUUGAGCACCAAAGAAAAUGGCGAGACGAUCGAUCAAGGGAGCAUCUGGAGACACCGUUCCUUGACGCAACGGAAAAGUACUACGAGCAGGAGUCCGAGGCAUUCCUCGCAGAAAGCAGUAUGCGCCUGAAGGAGGAAGAGGACAGCGUGGACCGAUACCUAAACGCUGAUACACGGAAGCAGCUCGUCAGCAAAUGUGAGCAUGUGCUGAUCCGACAACACUCUGACUGGGAGAGCUUCCAAAGCUUGCUCGAUUUUGACAAAGACGAAGACCUGCAGAGGAUGUACGCAUUGUUUAUCGCGCAUACCCGAAGGCCUGGAGCCUUUGAGAAAGAAUUUGAGGAACAUGUGAAGAAGUCCUGUCUGGCUGCUGUUGCAAAACUGUUGGGCGAAGGAUCAGAGGGUGCAGAUUCAUUGGAUCCCAAAGCAUACGUCGACGCAUUGCUUGAGAUGGUACUUUUCAAGUACAUCGAGGACAAGGACGUCUUCCAGACGUUCUACGCUACGAAAUUGUCUAAGCGCCUCAUUCACGGUGUAUCUGCAUCGGACGAAUUCGAGGCGAGCAUGAUCUCCAAGCUGAAGGAGGCUUGUGGUUUCGAGUACACCAACAAGUUGCAGAGAAUGUUCACAGACAUGAGUCUCAGUAAAGACCUCACUGAUCAGUUCCAGGAGCGUAUGCAGAACCACGAGGAUAUGGACAUCAACUUCUCCAUCAUGGUUCUCGGCACGAACUUCUGGCCGCUCAGCGCACCCAAUAACGACUUCAUCAUUCCUCCCGAAAUUCUUGCUACAUACGGCCGUUUCUCCAAGUACUACCAGACGAAGCAUUCUGGCCGCAAGAAUCAACUCCCGACUCCCAAUCAUGCCCAUUACUCGUCGUAUGCGGAAAGCUCCAUAAUUCCGACCGCCAACCUGAUGCUCAACUAUAUUCUCAAACCUGUCCGUCACGAAUCAUUUUACAAGAAAUACGCUGGCAAGCGAUUCAUGAAGGUGAGCAUACUGGUACGAGAGUGGGCUCUGGAGCGGUGGGAAGAGGGCGAGCAGGUGUCUCUUUUGGAUGAGUUGCCAGCUAUUCGUGCAAAGAAUCGGGCGGAAAGGGAGCGGCUAGCAGCAGCAGGCAUGGACGGCGACGAGGAUUUCAAAGAUGAAAACUCAUAG
Suillus clintonianus is the source of this 1581-nucleotide messenger RNA. RefSeq lists its product as uncharacterized. The record is from RefSeq and is a predicted model, not a curated record. Bases 1 to 1581 code for a protein of 526 amino acids. The transcript has 11 exons. Lineage: Eukaryota; Fungi; Basidiomycota; Agaricomycetes; Boletales; Suillaceae. Gene Ontology annotation, molecular function: ubiquitin protein ligase binding. Gene Ontology annotation, cellular component: SCF ubiquitin ligase complex. Gene Ontology annotation, biological process: protein ubiquitination; SCF-dependent proteasomal ubiquitin-dependent protein catabolic process.